Chelonoidis abingdonii (Abingdon island giant tortoise) is the source of this 547-nucleotide messenger RNA. The record is from RefSeq and is a predicted model, not a curated record. NCBI's taxonomy places the organism in Eukaryota, Metazoa, Chordata, Testudines, Testudinidae.
UGUGAUCCGGCUCAUCAUGCAGUACCUGAAGGAGAACAGCCUUCACCGUGCACUGGCCACCCUCCAGGAGGAGACCACUGUGUCCCUCAACACUGUGGACAGCAUUGAGAGCUUCGUGGCUGAUAUCAACAGUGGGCACUGGGACACAGUGCUGCAGGCCAUACAGUCCCUCAAGCUGCCGGACAAGACCCUGAUCGACCUCUAUGAACAGGUUGUUCUUGAGUUAAUAGAGCUCCGUGAGCUGGGUGCUGCCAGAUCCCUCCUAAGGCAAACUGACCCUAUGAUUAUGUUAAAACAAACUCAGCCAGAGAGAUACAUUCACCUUGAGAAUCUUCUGGCUAGGUCCUACUUUGACCCUCGCGAGGCAUACCCAGAUGGCAGCAGCAAAGAGAAACGGAGAGCUGCUAUUGCACAAGCUUUAGCUGGAGAAGUCAGUGUAGUACCUCCAUCGCGUCUUAUGGCAUUGUUGGGGCAGGUAAUUUUUGAAGAAAAUAUAUUUACUAACUAUACCAAUUUGUUUCUAGACCUUUAACGUACGAGACUGAAA